Messenger RNA from Gambusia affinis (western mosquitofish), 1381 nucleotides. Its product is annotated as myeloid-associated differentiation marker-like. The record is from RefSeq and is a predicted model, not a curated record. The transcript has a single exon. Gene Ontology annotation, cellular component: membrane. Bases 140 to 1003 code for a protein of 287 amino acids. Lineage: Eukaryota; Metazoa; Chordata; Actinopteri; Cyprinodontiformes; Poeciliidae.
GAAGGUUUGCGUUCAUGGAUUUCUUCAUCAAGAUCAGGUUGCAAAAUCUGGGGCUUGGUGAACAGCAUUACAAAAGGAGAACUGGCUGAAAGGAGUCAGGGUUUUUCAUUUGGUUGGACAGAUUCAUCCUGGAGCAGCCAUGGUCUACAUGAAUUUGAAAUCCAUCACCCAGCCUGUGGGGAUCUUACGAAUAUUGGCGGUCGUUGUCACCUGCAUGAGUUUCAGCCUGGUGGCCUCAGCGACACCUGACUCCUUGUCCUACUGGGGAUGGUGCAUAUUCACCUGGGUCUUCUGCUGCUUCUUCACCCUUCUCAUUCUCAUCCUGGAGUUCACCACCAUCAGCACCAAAGUGCCUUUUGCCUGGGAGGACUUCACUGCUGCCUUUGCUAUUUUGUCAAGUGUGAUGUGCCUGUGUGCCGCCAUCAUGUACCCUACCUUUUUCGCCUGCAACACAUGUCACCGCCAGAUUGGAGCCUCUGUGGUAUCCUGGGUUUGUUUUGCUGUGUACGUGGCUGAGGUAGUCCUAACACGCCUUCGCCCGAGUGGACAGGACAGUGGAUUUCUCUCCACGCCGCCGGGAAUAAUGAAGAUGCUGGAGAGCUUCUUUGCGUGUCUCAUUUUCCUGUCAUUGGAACGUGGCCACUACUCAGGCCAUCAGUUCGCCUCAGGACUGAACUGGUGUAUAGCUGUGUACUCCCUGUGUUUCAUUUUCGCCAUCGCCAUAAUCCUGCUCACUCUUGUAAAUAUUACUGCCUAUUUUCCUUUCCCUUUUGACAAGGUUGUGAUUGUCUGUAAUGUUUUGGCAGCUGUGAUGUACCUAACAGUCAUGGUUAUGUGGCCACUGUAUUCUUUUCACAACAAUAAGAGACCAGCAACCUGUGGCCGCUUGUGUUCCUGGGAUAAAUUGGUUCUGAUCACCGUCAUGACAGUCUUCAACUGUAUUGUGUACAUACUGGACUCAAUCUACUCCAUACUUCUAGUCUUUUUUCUCAGAAAUGAAUGAGAUGCUGUUCAUCUAGACUAUUACAAAAGGACUUAUACUUUAAAUAGUCUUUUCUGAACGACAAAAAAGACUAUUUCUGUGCCAAUAGUUGAUUGUUGAUCAGCUUUUGCUUAUCAAACAAGUAUAUAUGUAAUGGAAAAGAUUACCCAAUUGGUUAUACAACACAGCCAAGAAAGACAAUUGGUUAAACAUUAGACAUGUGAUAUCAUUGUAAUAAAAUGACAAAUAGCUGUGUGAAACUUUGAAUCACAAGGGUAAUGAAAUGGAAAUAACACUGCACUCAUGUUUUAAUUUUAUUGCCAAACAUUUAUUGUCAUUAAUGUUAAAUUGUGUCAAGUCAGGGUGAAGCUACUGUCUGAGAUUAAUAAACAUUUAUAC